CAAUAGCCGAUUGUUGUCUGGCUGAUGAUGUGAAAGGAUUCUGGCGUGCUCUCCCUCGCCGUGCCUCUCUUUCUGGCUGCCGACAGAUGAGAGAGAUUUUGUUGUCGCCUGUCCUAUCGCAAAUCCUUCGCAUUUUUCCAUCUUGGCUCCGCACUUUGCUCUAGUCGCUAUUUUCCGCACCUCCCUUUUACUCUAGCUGCCGUGCACUCACUCUGCAAACAUGUCGCGAACAGCCUCGCUUCUGUCAGUGGCAGUCCAGCUGGUGCUACUGCACACCCUGGGCGCGACCGCCCACGACCACCACGGCGCCAACAUGAACUUUGACACAGGCGAGCCUAUCGAUGGCAUACUCAAGGCUCACAUCCUGCUCAUGUCGGUGGCCUUUGGCGCCCUGUUCCCAAUUGGCAUGAUUCUCGGUCUGCGCAAGAACCGGUGGCACGUCCCGGUGCAGUCUCUGGGCGGCGUCCUGGCGAUUAUCGGGUUCAUCCUCGGCCACUCGCACAAGGGCCGGGCAUUCAAGGAAAACGCCCAUAGCAAGUUCAGCUGGUUCAUGCUGUGGCUGCUGGUCGGGCAGCUUGGUGCUGGCAUCUACCUCAAGCUGCACACUGAGCGGCGGUUCAACGACCGGCUGCGACCGUUCAUCAAGAUUGCACACAAGAUCAUGGCGAUCGUUAUGAUAGUUUCGACAUAUGUGCAGGUUCUGCUAGGCGCCGUAGCCUGGCUUGGCUACUGCUACGACGGGAUUCUACGGCCAGUCUCGUUCCUGGCGUACGGCGUGUGGCUCCUGCUGCUGGUGCGUCUUGCUGCGCCCUGGCUGGCAAAGUUUGGCCGGUCCCCGGAACUGUACGACAGCGCGAUGAUCAUGGUGUGGGGCCUGGUCAAUACCUUUACUGAGCAUGGGUUUGUCGAAGAGGCGCACGGCUGGUCCCACAAGGACUUGCAACACACCAGCCUGGGCGUGAUCUGGUUCUGCGGCGGACUGCUGUCGACGUACAUGCUGCGCAGGGCUGGCCCGUCCGAGCGCUCGAUGACACCUGAGUUCUCGACCAAGGUGCACUUUGUCUUUGGUCUGUCGCUGGUGCUGGCGGGCUUGAUGCGGUGUAUCGAGAUCAUGCUGAUCACUACUGGUCUUAUCAAGACCGAUUCCAAGGAGCCCAACCCGUUCCAGUACAUCCCCGUGUUCUUCCUGUGCCACUCGGGUGUUAUGUUCAUGUCUGCCAACCGUGAGAACGUGGCCGCCAUGAUCAACAUCGGCAUCGAUAUUGGCACUUUCUCGCUGGGCUUCCUGUCCAUCACCUUCCUUCUCUUUUUCUAUGCGUAUUUCCUGAUGCAGCUGUUUUCAGAGCUCAGUAGCCAUGGCUCAGGCUCGCUGCCGGUCACCGAUGAUGGCAUUGCGUACCACACCGUGGGUCAGGUCGCAGAGAUCCGCAAUGGCAACUACGGCAGUGAAGAGACCGACGAGGACGAGGAGGAUGCGUUUCGCGAUGAGAUCGAGAUGAGUCCGAUCCAAAAGUCUGAGUAAACCAGAACCACCAGUAUCUCUUCUAUUUUCUCUAAACCUCGCAAUCCCAACAUCAUUAUUUUUUUUGGUAUGGCUGAAACUAGCACAUGUGGGGCGGAGAGAGGGAUAGACAGAGACACAAUGUGGGGGUACUGGUGCAGCUGUGAAUGCAAACCCUUCUGUCCAAUAUAAGAGCUCCAGCUAUCUAUGCC
Messenger RNA from Linderina pennispora, 1713 nucleotides. RefSeq lists its product as uncharacterized. The transcript has 5 exons. Lineage: Eukaryota; Fungi; Kickxellomycota; Kickxellomycetes; Kickxellales; Kickxellaceae. Bases 221 to 1522 code for a protein of 433 amino acids. The record is from RefSeq and is a predicted model, not a curated record.